CCACAUUAUCAGACAGUUACUCCGCCACUCGCUAGAUGAUGCUGCAGCCUCCGUGUCCGGUCAAACCGAGCUGCUGCUGCAGGAAAACGCAGGAGCUGAAAUGCGAUCUCCCCCCUUCGCUGCUAAUCUGUCUGUGGUAAUGAGCUGUUUAACUGCCUUCACAAGACAAUCACUCUCAACACAUGCAUGUUUCCAUAGGAAGAAUGAACGCGAUGUCCCUGUGAUGUGUCAAAGAAUGAAGACCCUCCCACUCUGGUUUUAGACUGCACCAUGUUGGAUAAAGCCAGUGAUAAAGACCAACAGACUGAGCAUUGCUCAGACUGUGGAUGCAGACUACCAGAGCCGGACUUUGAUUCAACCAACACUUCAGCCACUCCUAAACAGCAGCGUGUGCAAAAAGCAGUCAGUCCUUCCAAAUGCUCAUCCUGCCAGGCAGGCAGCAGUCUCCCUAACGGGCGACGUCCACACCGCCGCCUCCGCUUGGACCCUCACAGCUGCGGCCUGUGCUCCAAAACCUUCAUCUCCUCCGCCCACCUGAACCUUCACCUCGCCUCUCACAACAAGGAGAGGAAGUUCAGAUGUAGCACCUGUGGCAAGUACUUCCACCAGUCCUCCCACCUGAUGGCGCACAAGAUAAUCCACAGCGGGGACAGGCCGUUUAAAUGCCCAGAUUGUGGUAAGACCUUCGGCCGCGCCUCCCAUCUGAAGACCCACCGUCGGCUCCACACAGGCGAGAAGCCCUUCAAGUGCACCUACUGUGACAAGUCGUUCACACAGAAGGCUGGACUCCUGGCACAUGUUCGUCUACACACAGGGGAGCGGCAAUACAAGUGUGAGCAGUGUGGUGAGGGUUUUCGCUCUUUGGCACUCCUGCUCUCUCACAAGGCUGCGGAGGCAUCUGGGCAGGCCAAACCACUGUCACCGCCUGCACUCAACCAGCCUCAGAAGACACAGAGUACCCUGGAGGAUCUGAAAUGUGGCGUCUGCUGCCGCACCUUUGUACGAUCAUCAUACAUCAGGCUGCACAUACGCCUCAAAAAAGGACAGCGGCCAUAUCACUGCAAAGUGUGCAACAAGACCUUUGUCAAGCUGGAUACGUUUGUGAACCACUGUGAUAAACACCUAAGACAGAAAAGGGAUAAAAGUGUGGUAAAGGUGGUUAAAGACAAAGUUGUUAAACCUCCCCUGUUUGUCCCACUCUCCAGGCCUCCUUCUCCUGAACCCUCACCCACUCAGCCGUCACCCACAGAGGUCAACACACGCUCCAGAGCAAAAGCAAAGACUAAGACGGAGCCAUGACCAAGAGAAGUGCAUCCACCAAGAAAAAAAUGCCCUUAAACUAAUAAAUGUGCCAGGGCACAUAGCGGUAACAAAUGCACGACAGGAG
Molecule: messenger RNA, 1387 nt
Organism: Epinephelus fuscoguttatus (brown-marbled grouper)
Lineage: Eukaryota; Metazoa; Chordata; Actinopteri; Perciformes; Serranidae
Product: zinc finger protein 708
Exons: 2
Coding region: 271-1299 (342 amino acids)
Source: RefSeq, a predicted model, not a curated record